AUGAAAAGCGAAUCCAACUCUGGGACAGUGGAGGUUUCUAGUGGUGAUAAAGCCUUGGCAGUUGUCAGCCAUGCUGAAGUCGAAAGUUCGUCGUCGUCGUUUGCGGAAAGUUGGCAUUCAAGCCAAAAUCCGUUUCUGGACGCUCAUGUGGAAAAGUAUUAUCGUGACAUCUACACGGACUGCAGCUACGAGUGUCUUGGCAGGUUCGACCCAGAUAUAAAAUGGUCCGAGAAGGAGGAGAAAAACAUCCUGAAGAAAAUCGACUGGCGUGUGGCACUGCCCGCGUGCUUCAUGUUUGCUGCGCUUCAGAUCGAUCGUGGCAACUUGCAACAGGCCGUCGCAGACAAUCUGUUGGAAGACCUGGGAAUGAGCACCAACGAUUACAAUACGGGAAUGCAGCUCUUUUACGCCGCUUUCACAAUUGCAGAGGUGCCCUCGCAAAUGUUGUCGAAACGGAUCGGGCCCGACCGGUUCGUGCCCUGCCAAAUGGUCGCUUGGAGCAUUGUUGCGAUCGCGCAGGCCGCUAUGAGCAACAGAGCUGGAUUUUUCGCGACCCGGUUUUUUCUCGGGCUGCUAGAAGGCGGAUUCAUUGCGGACUUGGUGCUGUGGUUAAGUUAUUUCUACACCUCGAAAGAGCUGACGCUUCGCCUUUCGUGGUUUUGGACCACGCUGUCAGUGGUGCAGAUCGUGACGGCGCUAUUGGCAUUUGCCAUUUUAAGAAUGCGGGGUGUGGGCGGGCUCACCGGGUGGCAGUGGCUCUUGCUUCUAGAGGGAUUGCUCACUUUUUUCAUUGGAUUGUCAGGGUUUUAUUUGAUGGUAGCUUCAGCCGUGCAGACCAAGAAUUGGCUCCAUCCCAAAGGCUGGUUUUCGGAGCGUGAGGAGAAAAUUGUGGUCAAUCGGAUCCUCCGGGAUGAUCCCUCGAAAGGCGAUAUGAAUAAUCGUCAGACUCUGACACUUCGCAAAUUAUGGGCUGCCUUAACUGACUUCGAUCUGUGGCCGGUGUACGCGAUUGGUUUAAUUGCGUACAUUCCAACGCAAACCCUCGCACCCUAUUUGACCUUGAACCUAAAGCAGCUUGGUUUCUCAACUUUCAAUGUUCAGUUGCUUUCGAUCCCGUACAACGUCUUGCACAUAGUGCUGCUACUGCUAAUUACGAAACUUUCAGAGCUCUUCAACGAUAGAUCGUUUGUGUGUUUACUCGCGCCCGUUUACUCGACCUUCCUGCUCGGUUUUAUCAGAUGGUGGAGCGGUUCUAUGGUGCAAGCCUGGCCAACCUAUGUCAUUACGACUUUGUUUCUGGGUCAGCCUUAUAUUCAUGCGAUUUGCGUCUCUUGGGUCUCGAGAAACUCUAAUUCCAUCAAGACGCGCAGUAUCUCAUCGGCGGCGUACAACAUGUUUGUGCAGCUCGGAAGCAUAGCUGCAAGCCAGAUUUAUAGAGCCGAUGACAAGCCAAAGUACCAUCGCGGAAACACCCAGUUGUUUUUCAUUUCGCUCGCCUUGAUUCCUCUGUUGCUGCUCACCAAGGCCUACUACGUCUACCGCAACAAGCGCAAGGAUGAAAUUUGGAACUCUUUCAGCGAGGACGAGAAAAAAGACUACGUUUUCACGACCAAAGACCAGGGCAACCACAGGUUGGAUUUCAGAUUCGUCCACUGA
Lachancea meyersii CBS 8951 is the source of this 1656-nucleotide messenger RNA. NCBI's taxonomy places the organism in Eukaryota, Fungi, Ascomycota, Saccharomycetes, Saccharomycetales, Saccharomycetaceae. The record is from the annotation of a GenBank genome assembly.